AUGCAAGGCAAAAUCAGGUUGCUGAUAAUAAAUGUUUAUCUAUGGAUAGUUUCAAUUAUAUUCCUCUUUGACUGCCAUCCAUGGUAUUGCUACUUCCAGUAUUUAACUGCUUGGGCUUGGAUAUUUGUCAAGGCGUAUUUUGGCUUCUCAUUUUACCUGGCGACAAGAAAGGGUCGGGGAUGGUCCAUAAGAGGUCUGGAUAACGUUGUUGGUAGUAUGGAACAUGGAAGGAAUCGAACAAGCAUUACAGAUAAUAUGGAGAUGGAAAAUGCCAUGAAGGAAAAUGCCAUGAAGGAAAAUGUCAUGAAGGAAAAUGCCCACAAAGUUGCUGCGGAUUGCUUGGAACGGUCGUGCGGUACCCGAUCCGCUGGCCAGCCCGAUGGUGUUGAAAAUUGGUGGGAAAUGAUCGGCGAAAUAGCACAGUGUGUGUCUGUGAUUGUAGUGGUCAUGUUCUGGGGCCUAGUAUGGCCACAAGAGUCGGCGUUGCGCUGUUUCUGGUGGGAAGUGAACAUGCACGGGGUCGGGUUGCUACUUCUUCUCUAUGAACGCUGUACAGUCAAAGGUUGUACAGUCAAAGGCUGUACAGUCAAAGGCUGUACAGUCGAGUCUGACGUCAGGUCUGCGAAGAGUUGGCGAUGGACGACGCAGCCGUGGCUGUGGGCCUUCGUCGCUCUUUACACCGGCAUCCACGUGGCCGCCUUCUUCAGCCGCGGUCGACGACCCAUCUACCCCGGCGUGGACUUGACGACACAACGCGGCCUGGCGCUCUACGUCUCCGUCGCCGCCGCCCUCAUCUCUCUCCACGGCCUCGCGGUCCUGCUCCACACUACCCGACCCCGACUCAUGACUGCACCGCCACAAUUAUGA
Molecule: messenger RNA, 867 nt
Organism: Gregarina niphandrodes
Lineage: Eukaryota; Apicomplexa; Conoidasida; Eugregarinorida; Gregarinidae
Product: putative transmembrane protein
Exons: 1
Coding region: 1-867 (288 amino acids)
Cellular component (GO): membrane
Source: RefSeq, a predicted model, not a curated record